AUGCUAGCACCAUCCUGGUUCAAACGAUGCCUCACUGGUGGUUUCAGCGAGGCCGUGACCUUGGCCGAGAAAGGAACCGUCGACAUUGAUGACCCGAAGCAACCUGGUGCGGAUCUCCUCGCCGCGGUUGCCCUGCUGGCCGACUACUAUGGUUGCAACGCCCUCGUCGACGACCACUUGGAUUUAUGGCUGAGCGAGACAUCCGGGAGAUGGAGACGUCAGCGAGCCUCAACGUCAGAUGAUGGUGCGCCUCUAUUCCGCCUGGAUCUACAAUCGCGCUACAGACUUUGCGCGGCAGUCAUCAUCAUGGAGGAAUCGCGCACUUUAAUAGAAGCGCAUGGAGUCCCCAUUGACCCUAAAAUAAGCGAUUACGGGUGGUUGAUGACGUACAGGACACCCAAUGUCUUCAUGGACGAACUGGGCCUACUCUUUGCCAAAGCUCCGUAUGAGAAUCUGAGUAUCAAGACCAUUGUAUCCAAGCUGACAUCCGGUGACCGAUCCCAUUACGAAGUCCAUGACCACGGCUGGCAGUGGUCUCGUUUCCAUUGUCACAUGGGACCUGAACACCUUUCCGCUAUCUUUGCUGGCUUGAGUGACAGGGCCGAGUGCUUGGACUUGCGCAGGGUUGAAUUUGAGUGA
Molecule: messenger RNA, 639 nt
Organism: Aspergillus calidoustus
Lineage: Eukaryota; Fungi; Ascomycota; Eurotiomycetes; Eurotiales; Aspergillaceae
Source: the annotation of a GenBank genome assembly